This is a messenger RNA of Spodoptera frugiperda (fall armyworm), 1495 nucleotides long. Its product is annotated as interleukin enhancer-binding factor 2 homolog. The record is from RefSeq and is a predicted model, not a curated record. NCBI's taxonomy places the organism in Eukaryota, Metazoa, Arthropoda, Insecta, Lepidoptera, Noctuidae. Bases 251 to 1423 code for a protein of 390 amino acids. The transcript is spliced from 9 exons.
AUGACAGUUGUCGCUAAAAAGUAAAAGUCGCGUCGGCUACCAUUUUGUUUUUGUGCUAGAAAGUUGAUACAAACGAGAAAAAAAUCACGAUUUAGUGGUUAAAGUGCAUUAAAAUUAAUCAAAUCAUUGAUUUUACACUGCGAGAGUAUUAAAAAUACCAUAUACAUUGAGUUACAAGUGUAUUCAGUUAAAAAAUAACCUAACAAAACUAGGUCUUGUAGCGAAGUUUACUCGCGUGAAUUUUUCAAUAAUGGUGCGAGGAAAUGGUCGUGGUGGACGAGGGAUGGGUGUCCGCGGUGGUAUGGGACGGCCACCGUUCAAUCGACCCCGUGUGCUGAUGCUGAGACCUCCUUUCGACCUGAUAUUGGCUGAACCGGCGUUCCCAAGAUGCAAGCCCGCUCCCGACGAUUCUGCUCUAACCCAAGCUCUUCUGAAACGACAUGCAGAGCUAUGCCCAACGCCCGCAGAGCAAUCCGCAGUUCUGAGCCUUGUCACAAAGCUGCAGACUGUACUGGACAACCUCGUUGUUGCUCCCGGAGACUUCGCAGCAUGCCAAUUGGAAGAGGUUCGUCAAGUCGGUUCGUAUAAGAAAGGAACCAUGAUGGCUGGGAAGAAUGUGGCUGAUAUUGUGGUUAUCAUGAAGACCCUGCCCACUAAGGAAGCUGUUGAGGGAUUGUCUAAUAAGGUAAACGAAGAGUUAAACAAGUUGAUGCGCGCCGAGACUCCGAGCACGUCGGUGACCAGUGCCUGCCACGAGCGAGGGUUCACCGUGACGGGGCCCAGCGCCGCCGUCAGGGUGCUGGUUACCACGCUGCAUCAGAAUCUGAGGAAACUGGAGCCGGAGGUCCACCUUGACUACAAAGUGAUCAGCAGCCACCUGGCAGCCAUCCGCCACAGUCGCUGGUUCGAGGAGAAUGCCCAUCAUUCCUCUAUCAAGGUCCUAAUCCGUCUGCUCCGUGACAUGUGCGCGCGUCACUCGGGACUCGAACCCCUGACCCCGUGGAUGAUUGACUUGCUGGCACACCACUGCAUCAUGAACAACCCUGCGAGACAGGCGCUGCCUAUUAAUGUGGCAUUCAGACGCGCGCUGUCCCUGCUGGCGGGCGGGCUGUUCCUGCCGGGCUGCGCGGGGCUGGCCGACCCGUGCGAGGCGGCGCACGCCCGCGCUCACACCGCGCUCGACCUCGCCGCGCAGGACCUCGCCGCCGCCACCGCGCAGACUUUACUCCGAGUAGUAGCUCGCGGUGGUCACCGCUACGUGCUAGGGCUCCAAGCGUUCGAAGGCGGCAAGGACAUUUCGACUGAGAUCACCGUAUGGGACGGAGUGGUCGUGUCCCCCCUCGCCCCGGCAUACCAGGAGACGCCUGAACCCAUGGAUACUGAUGACAAAGAAGAUGACGUGCCUGACGGUGUAGCAGCUUAGUUUAAUUAUUUAAUGAUAAGUUAUUUUAUGUUAACUUCCGGACAGAUCUUUUAUUAAAAGCAAUACGUACCA